GAAAGAAACAAUUUUUGCUGAGAAAAUGGCUGACACAAGAUCAGCAAUAUAUAUACAUCAUGUGCAACUCAACAGCCAAGCCCAAGCACUGUCAUUAGAAUAGACUCCAAUGCUUAGAACAUGAUACCUAAACCAAACACAGCAAAAAGCACCACACAAUUUCACCUAACCCUGUAUUUGCCCUUUGGAGGCACUCAAUUAGUUAUAAUAUAUACACUGAAGGCUGAAGCUGCACAAGCAAAAGAGGCUACUGACUACUAGCACCAAGUAGAGUUCGCCAUCUCAAGACUCACCACCAAACGAAAUUGAUGCAUGCUACAAUAUUGUGGUGAUUUAUGAUCUUCCAUUUAACAAGAUGAGAGAAAAAAAAAAGAGAUGGGCAGGAAGCCAAACAGAAGCCACGGCAAAUAAUUGAUGAUCAGUUUCAAAAGGACUGCAGGUAAUGGUGGCACCAUGUUGAAAAACGUUCUGAUGAUGGUAGGCUUCAUCUUCACCUCCAUAUAUACAUACCAACACUCAGACAUUGCAUCCCUUGUUAUGGAUGGCCCAAGAGUCAGUGUUCAGGUUACUUGAUUAGCAAUAAGCCUGGACCACUUGUAUUAGAGAGUGCACAAUAAAAGAGGGAGCUACGCUCUGCACUGCAGCUUUCUGAAGAAGAAUGAAGCCAGAAGCCACCCCCAAGAUGACGGUUCUCAGUUCUCCGAUUGGACUGAGGAGCUUCCUCAACUCCCUAGUUGCCUUCUCCAUCAUCGUCAGCUCCGUCACCUUCUUGUUCCACCAAGGCCAAGAAGGACAGGUGCCAAAGGCGAUCAAGCAUGAACACCAAGAAAUGCAGGUGCAGGUGGCAGCUGAGCACCAUGAACAACUGAGAGCGAAGGAAGCACAGGUGCAAUUGACAACUGAGAUCCCAGAUGCCAGUAAGGAGGAGUGCAACUGGUCAACGGGACGGUGGGUCUACGACGACGUGUCCCGGCCGUUGUAUUCUGGACUCAAGUGCGCCUUCAUCUUCCCUGAGUUGUCUUGCGACGAAUAUGGCAGGAAGGAUGUCAUGUACCAGCACUGGAGAUGGCAACCUCAUGCAUGCGACCUUCCUAGAUUCAAUGCCACUAGGCUGCUUGAAAAGCUGAGAAACAAGAGAUUGGUGUUUGUGGGCGACUCACUCAACAGGAACCAAUGGGUUUCCCUGGUGUGUAUGGUGGAGGCCUCUAUACCUGAUGACAGGCUCAAGAUGCGUGUCUUCAAUGGCUCACUCAUCUCCUUCAAGGCAUUUGAAUACAAUGCAACAAUAGACUUCUACUGGUCACCGCUGCUGGUGGAGUCCAACAGCGAUGACCCCAUUAUUCACCGGGUGGAGUAUCGGAUCAUAAGGGCAGACAGAAUUGAGAAGCAUGCCAAUGCCUGGAGGGAUGCUGACAUCAUUAUCUUCAAUUCUUACGUGUGGUGGAGGAAGCAUAAGCCUGACAUGAGGAUGAAGGUCAUGUAUGGCUCAUUUGAGGAAGGUGAUGCAAGGUUAGAGGAAGUGGAGAUGAUGGAUGGUUUCGAGAUAGCUCUCAAGAAACUAACCGAAUGGCUGGGAGAGAACAUAGACAAGAAGAAGACUAGAAUCUUUUUCGCAGGAUCAUCGCCUACACAUUCCUGGGCUAGCAACUGGGGUGGAGUGGACAGGAACAAAUGCCUUAAUGAGACAGAACCUAUCUACAAAGUUGGAUACAAGGCAGCAGGUACAGACUACAGUAUGAUGGAGAAGGCUAUGUCGUAUUUUGGGACACUGGAGCAGAAGGGCAUACACGUCGAGAUACUGAAUAUCACGGAGUUGUCUGAUUACCGUAAGGACGGGCACCCGACGGUGUUCAGGAGACAGUUUGCCCCUCUGACAAAAGAACAGAUGGCGAACCCAGCCAGCUACGCGGAUUGCACGCACUGGUGCCUCCCGGGUGUUCCUGAUGUCUGGAAUGAGUUCUUGUACGGCUACCUCAUGUACAAAUGACAUGCUGUGUGGGUCACUCAGAGUUGUACUGCUCCCUCUGUGGCUCUGUUCCAAAUUAUUUGUUCAGAUAACUUUCACUUGAGACAAAAAUUCAUUCAGAGUCCAGGCAGGCAGUCAAGCAAGCAAGAAGAUCAAAACGUAUCAGUGGAUUGAACGAGAAUGGGAACCUGAGCAGUAAGGUUUGGUCGUCGCCGGCUCGCCGCGCGCGGCAGGCAGCAGCAUACUUCACCGCGGAGGCAGCCAGGCAGUUCGACACUUCGAUCCCGACCCUCGAGGCCUCGACGCCAUCGCUGCGUGCAGCAGAACGCCGUUGCAGCUCACAUCCAGACGCGCUGCCAUGCAACAUGGGAAGCCGCAUACCAUCCCUGUCCGCCGCUUCGGGAGGCUGCUGAUUCACCGCCGGUGUUGACGAGGGACGGAGGGAGGGAGACAGGCGGCGGCGAUAGAGAUGGGGGGGAAUUCAGAGAGAGAGAGAGAGAGAGAGAGGCCAUGGCCCAUGGGAAGAAGGGAGGCAGGCCCCCUGCGGGCCUCGAUUCCAGUGGGCUGGCCCAUGUAGGCUUUCUAGCAAUCUCCCACAUUUUUGCUGCGAGCCCACACACAACAGCAAUCCAGACAUAUCCCUUUGGCCUUGCUUUGUAACAAACACGAAUGCAGAUGUGUCUCAUUCUAGUCAUAGUCUCGUAGA
This is a messenger RNA of Setaria italica (foxtail millet), 2672 nucleotides long. Its product is annotated as protein trichome birefringence-like 34. Gene Ontology annotation, cellular component: Golgi apparatus. The transcript is spliced from 6 exons. Gene Ontology annotation, molecular function: O-acetyltransferase activity. Lineage: Eukaryota; Viridiplantae; Streptophyta; Magnoliopsida; Poales; Poaceae. The coding region runs from base 659 to 1987 and encodes 442 amino acids. The record is from RefSeq and is a predicted model, not a curated record.